CUAGCACAGAAUAUUAAGUUAGUGUAGUAAGAAAUCUCCGAGAGCUGUAGCUAGAAAAAUAGUAUAUCUUUCUUCGACAUGAAUUUAUUAACAAUUACUUUGUGCGUUCUGAUAGAAAUGACAGCGAUACAAGCAAAAACAGAAAGAUUACCUGCAACAAAAUCUAAUACAAAUCAGGCCAAGCUCCUUGUAUUUCACCCGUUGCACCCUACGCUAAUGCCGACGAUUUCCUCAAGAUCAACCGAGUCUCUUUACAAUUAUAACUAUAACACUGAUACUGGUAUCAAAGCUCAAGAACACGGUCAUCUCAAUAAUGUGGGUACCGAUCAGGAGGCCAUAGAAGUGCGAGGCAGCUAUAGCUACAAUGACAACGAGCAAAACACCUUCCAGGUCUCGUAUGUAGCCAACGAAAAUGGAUUCCAGCCGGAGGGUGCUCAUUUGCCUGAGAUUCCGCCAUUAAUCAAGAAGGCUCUUCAAUACAUUGCCGAACAUCUCGAAGAAAAUGGGGAAUAAGAAGAUGACAGAAAUAUGAAAAAAAUCGAUAAAUCGCAAAGGAGUCUUGAUAAGAUGACAGAUCGAAUAAAACAUACCACAGACUCGAUUGCGGAACUUUUGCGAGCGAUGUCGAGCCACGGUUAUUCGCGUCGUCAUUAUUUUUGUAUUUGUAUAAUAUUAUCGUUAAAUUUAUAUAAUAUUUUUACAUAAUUACUUUUAUACCUUAAAUUAUUACUGCGAGUAAGUACACGCAGAUCACAUAAUUAAUAUUAACUGCAUGUAAUUAUUAUAAAUUAUAAAUAAUUAUUACAUAAAAUUUACGCGGUUUUUAAUUUAUUAUUAUUAUUCUAUUUUCUUAUUUUCUUAUAUCUCUUAUUUUUUUUUUCUUUUCUUUAAACCGUGUAUUUAUCAUGUACUUUUUCACGCAU
Cataglyphis hispanica is the source of this 923-nucleotide messenger RNA. RefSeq names its product larval cuticle protein 65Ag1-like. NCBI's taxonomy places the organism in Eukaryota, Metazoa, Arthropoda, Insecta, Hymenoptera, Formicidae. Bases 79 to 513 code for a protein of 144 amino acids. The transcript has 2 exons. The record is from RefSeq and is a predicted model, not a curated record. Gene Ontology annotation, cellular component: chitin-based extracellular matrix. Gene Ontology annotation, molecular function: structural constituent of chitin-based larval cuticle.